GGGAGACAGAGGAAUGGGGCUUGCCUUCUGGAGUCGCGGCGUUGACUUUGCUAGAAAGCUCCCUGCGCCCUCGGCGUGGCGGGGGAAGUGACUGGCGAAGCAGAAUCGGCGGCGACUCCGACGGCCGCGGACGUGUGGCACGCUCCCACAGCCCGCCCGGGCCCCUCUCCUAGCUGGGCUGUAGGCUCACACCUUAGCUUUGAAGAGACGCUCUCCCAGUCCCCACCCGCUCGGCUUUUCUUGUCCAGCCUUUCUGGGCUCUCACAUUGAGGCUGUGAUAGCCCUUGUGUUUCAAACGAAGGUCGAUUUAUUUCCCUAAAACUCUUGGAAGGGGUACAAGUUGGUGGACACCGAGGAGUAUCGAAAGUAUUAGAGUUUGCAGAAGGUGGGAAUCAGAGUACCUUCCUGCAGAAGGCGCACCUGUUGCCUGCUGCUCGGCUGCAUUGUCUGUGAAAGGAAAAGGGGCGACGCUUCACUCUGACUUUUGGGGUUUCUAAAGAGCUGGGUCACAGUCGGUCUACCCUUUUUCCUUCCUCUCCCCCUCCAUGCACCACGUCCUCAAUCGAACGUGGGCACUACAUGGAAAGAAGGAAACAGAAAAAUAGGCCCUACCCCCACUCCCAUUCCCUUUCAGAUGGCAGUGUGGGGGGUGGGAGGAGGGGUAGGGGAGAGAGAGGGAGAGAGAGAGAGAGAGAGAGAGAGAGAGAAUGAAUAUAUGCCAGAAGAGGAGGCGGCCUGGGACAGGAAAAGGGAGUAAAGGGAUGAACCACGUAGGGAAAUCCCACCCGAACUGCUUGAGCCCCCUGAGCGUCUCGUGUCAUGGGACAUCUGUAUGCUCUUCCGCUUAAGGGGGUGACGAGGGUAGGUAGAAGUUAGGGCGCUGCAAGGCACCUCCCGUCCCGUGCGGCUCCAGGUGCGGGAUACCUGGUCCACGCCGGCGUUCCCUUCCGCCCGGGCUUUUGUUGCGCCCUCCCACCUGUGCGCUGCCGAGCCGCAGCGAGGGCUCGGGGGCUUCGGGGAAAGUGAAGUGUCGCGGCGCUGCGGACUGCACAGACCUGGGAGAGGUCACACCUCUCUCGGGAAAAAAAAAAAAAAAAAUCCACCAAAAACCACCCAAGCUGGCUACCAAGGUGAACGCAGUGCGGUUCCCACCUUAAAAUCGGCCCUAUUCGUGACGUCAGGUCGGAAAUAUACCAAAGCGAGCGCGGGCCAGGAGUCCAGGGAGCUCGGCGGCGCGGCGAUUGGGCAACGGGCCGCUGACGCGCGCUGACGCGCGGAGACUUUAGGUGCAUGUUGGCAGCGGCAGCGCGAGCCACAUAAACAAAGGCACAUUGGCGGCCAGGGCCAGUCCGCCCGGCGGCUCGCGCACAGCUCCGCGGUCCCUUUUGCCUGCCCAGCCGGCCGCCUGUCCCUGCUCCCUCCCUGCGUGAGGUGUCUGGGCUCCCUUCGCCCUUCUCGCCGUCUCCUCCCCGACCCCGGCGCCCAGGCUCCCAGAGGGAACUGCACUUCGGCAGAGUUGAAUGAAUGAAGAGAGACGCGGAGAACUCCUAAGUGAGGAGGAGAUUGGACAGACUGGACUCCCCAUUGCUUUUCUAAAAAUCUUGGAAACUUUGUCCUUCAUUGAAUUACGACACUGUCCACCUUUAAUUUCCUCGAAAACGCCUGUAACUCGGCUGAAGCCAUGCCUUGUGUUCAGGCGCAGUAUGGGUCCUCGCCUCAAGGAGCCAGCCCCGCUUCUCAGAGCUACAGUUACCACUCUUCGGGAGAAUACAGCUCCGAUUUCUUAACUCCAGAGUUUGUCAAGUUUAGCAUGGACCUCACCAACACUGAAAUCACUGCCACCACUUCUCUCCCCAGCUUCAGUACCUUUAUGGACAACUACAGCACAGGCUACGACGUCAAGCCACCUUGCUUGUACCAAAUGCCCCUGUCCGGACAGCAGUCCUCCAUUAAGGUAGAAGACAUUCAGAUGCACAACUACCAGCAACACAGCCACCUGCCCCCCCAGUCUGAAGAGAUGAUGCCGCACUCCGGGUCGGUUUACUACAAGCCCUCCUCGCCCCCGACGCCCACCACCCCGGGCUUCCAGGUGCAGCACAGCCCCAUGUGGGACGACCCGGGGUCUCUUCACAACUUCCACCAGAACUAUGUGGCCACUACGCACAUGAUCGAGCAGAGGAAAACGCCAGUCUCCCGCCUCUCCCUCUUCUCCUUUAAGCAGUCGCCUCCUGGCACUCCGGUGUCUAGUUGCCAGAUGCGCUUCGACGGGCCUCUUCACGUCCCCAUGAACCCGGAGCCUGCCGGCAGCCACCACGUGGUGGAUGGGCAGACCUUCGCCGUGCCCAACCCCAUUCGCAAGCCCGCGUCCAUGGGCUUCCCGGGCCUGCAGAUCGGCCACGCGUCGCAGCUGCUCGACACGCAGGUGCCCUCGCCGCCGUCGCGGGGCUCACCCUCCAACGAGGGGCUGUGCGCUGUGUGUGGCGACAACGCGGCCUGCCAACACUAUGGCGUUCGCACCUGUGAGGGCUGCAAAGGCUUCUUUAAGCGCACAGUGCAAAAAAAUGCAAAAUACGUGUGUUUAGCAAAUAAAAACUGCCCAGUGGACAAGCGGCGCCGGAAUCGCUGUCAGUACUGUCGAUUUCAGAAGUGCCUGGCUGUUGGGAUGGUCAAAGAAGUGGUUCGCACAGACAGUUUAAAAGGCCGGAGAGGUCGUUUGCCCUCGAAACCGAAGAGCCCACAGGAGCCCUCUCCCCCUUCGCCCCCGGUGAGUCUGAUCAGUGCCCUCGUCAGGGCCCAUGUCGACUCCAACCCGGCUAUGACCAGCCUGGACUAUUCCAGGUUCCAGGCGAACCCUGACUAUCAGAUGAGUGGAGAUGACACCCAGCAUAUCCAGCAAUUCUAUGAUCUCCUGACUGGCUCCAUGGAGAUCAUCCGGGGCUGGGCGGAGAAGAUCCCUGGCUUCGCAGACUUACCCAAAGCCGACCAGGACCUGCUUUUUGAAUCAGCUUUCUUAGAACUGUUUGUCCUUCGAUUAGCAUACAGGUCCAACCCAGUGGAGGGUAAACUCAUCUUUUGCAAUGGGGUGGUCUUGCACAGGUUGCAAUGCGUUCGUGGCUUUGGGGAAUGGAUUGAUUCCAUUGUUGAAUUCUCCUCCAACUUGCAGAAUAUGAACAUCGACAUUUCUGCCUUCUCCUGCAUUGCUGCCCUGGCUAUGGUCACAGAGAGACACGGGCUCAAGGAACCCAAGAGAGUGGAAGAACUGCAAAACAAGAUUGUAAAUUGUCUCAAAGACCAUGUGACUUUCAACAAUGGGGGGUUGAACCGCCCCAAUUAUUUGUCCAAACUGUUGGGGAAGCUCCCAGAACUUCGUACCCUUUGCACACAGGGGCUACAGCGCAUUUUCUACCUGAAAUUGGAAGACUUGGUGCCACCGCCAGCAAUAAUUGACAAACUUUUCCUGGACACUUUACCUUUCUAAGACCUCCUCCCAUGCACUUCAAAAGAACUGGAAAGAUAACGGAAACUGUCCAGAGGGGGCAAGUCACAUGGGCAGAGGUAGCCCUGUGAGCUGUCUCAGCUCAAGCUGUCCCCCAUUUCUGUAACCCUCCCAGACCUUUGAUCCCUAAAGAAAACAAACAAACAAAAACUGUUGCUAUUUCCUAACCUGCAGGCAGAACCUGAAAGGGCAUUUUGGCUCCGGGGCAUCCUGGAUUUAGAACAUGGACUACACACAAUACAGUGGUAUAAACUUUUUAUUAUCAGUUUAAAAAUCAGUUUAUUGUUCAGAAGAAAGAUUGCUAUAAUGUAUGAUGGGAAAUGUUUGGCCAUGCUUGGUUGUUGCAGUUCAGACAAAUGUAACACACACACACACACACACACACACACACACACACACAAUCUUAAGGGGACCCACAACUAUUGCCCUUUAACAAGACUUCAAAGUUUUCUGCUGUAAAGAAAGCUGUAAUAUAUAGUAAAACUAAAUGUUGCGUGGGUGGCAUGAGUUGAAGAAGGCAAAGGCUUGUAAAUUUACCCAUUGCAGUUUGGCUUUUUAAAUUAUUUUGUGCCUAUUUAUGAAUAAAUAUUACAAAUUCUAAAAGAUAAGUGUGUUUGCAAAAAAAAAAGAAAAUACAUAAAAAAGGGACAAGCAUGUUGAUUCUAGGUUGAAAAUGUUAUAGGCACUUGCUAUUUCAGUAAUGUCUAUAUUAUAUAAAUAGUAUUUCAGACACUAUGUAGUCUGUUAGAUUUUAUAAAGAUUGGUAGUUAUCUGAGCUUAAACAUUUUCUCAAUUGUAAAAUAGGUGGGCACAAGUAUUACACAUCAGAAAAUCCUGACAAAAGGGACACAUAGUGUUUGUAACACCGUCCAACAUUCCUUGUUUGUAAGUGUUGUAUGUACCGUUGAUGUUGAUAAAAAGAAAGUUUAUAUCUUGAUUAUUUUGUUGUCUUAAGCUAAACAAAACUUGCAUGCAGCAGCUUUUGACUGUUUCCAGAGUGCUUAUAAUAUACAUAACUCCCUGGAAAUUACUGAGCACUUUGAAUUUUUUUUAUGUCUAAAAUUGUCAGUUAAUUUAUUAUUUUAUGUUUGAGUAAGAAUUUUAAUACUGCCAUAUUCUGUAGUUUUUCUUUGUAUAUUUCUAGUAUGGCAUAUGAUAUGAGUCACUGCCUUUUUUUCUAUGGUGUAUGACAGUUAGAGACGCUGAUUUUUUUUUUUUCUGAUAAAUUCUUUCUUUGAGAAAGACAAUUUUAAUGUUUACAACAAUAAACCAUGUAAAUGAACAGAA
Cebus imitator (Panamanian white-faced capuchin) is the source of this 4783-nucleotide messenger RNA. RefSeq names its product nuclear receptor subfamily 4 group A member 2 (gene NR4A2). Gene Ontology annotation, cellular component: nucleus; transcription regulator complex. Bases 1682 to 3478 code for a protein of 598 amino acids. The record is from RefSeq and is a predicted model, not a curated record. NCBI's taxonomy places the organism in Eukaryota, Metazoa, Chordata, Mammalia, Primates, Cebidae. The transcript is spliced from 8 exons. Gene Ontology annotation, biological process: central nervous system neuron differentiation; dopaminergic neuron differentiation; cellular response to corticotropin-releasing hormone stimulus. Gene Ontology annotation, molecular function: zinc ion binding; nuclear glucocorticoid receptor binding; nuclear receptor activity.